AUGACGUCGGAAGCUUCAUCCACGGCACAGGAGGUGACUAGAAGCACUGGAACAAUUCCAAAGAAGGUUCAAGGAGCUCUGUCCAUGUCAUGCAUCGGUGUUUCCUGCUUGUUUCCCGGAUCUACUGCUGGAAUGCUACAAUGUAACAGGUGCGCUAUUUGGUUUCAUUUAAGAUGUGUCAACGCUUCGGACGACGCUAUCAAGCGAGCCUGGACGUGCAAGACUUGUUCCAAACUCGUCUUCAAAAUUCCUGGUAACCAACCUACUCCGAGGAACGUAUCAUCUAGCCUUUGUCAAGUCUGCGGCGGCCCAGAAACAAACGAAAUGGUGCAGUGCGACUUUUGUGAUUUGUGGCACCACUUCCAAUGCGUGGGUGUCACGGAAGAUAUCGCUGACAUCAGUUGGAAAUGUGCCAAUUGCGAAGCUGCAAACAUUACCGAACACAUCGUAAGUACAACAAGCGAGACCCAUGUACCACGAUCGCAUCCUCAGUUAGAAGACAGGCUUUCAUUGUUAUCAGUUAGCAAUAGGAAUAGUACCAUAGAUCCAACACUUUUCACGGUUCCCUCAACCAACACAAUCGUUAGUACUAUGCCUUCGCUUAUAGCCACCCCCGCUACCUCCUUAGCCCUUACGUAUACCCUGGCUCCGUAUGCAAAUAUUUUUUCACUCAACGCUCCAUCUAGCAAUGUCUAUACAGUGAGUUCUUCGCUUCCGCCAAAGAUCGCAGUUUCAAAUAAACCAGUUUACACUACUGCUGCAACCGACAAGUUUUGUGUUAUGCCGUCAAGCGAUCAUCAAAGUUACCAGAAUUUAGGGUCUUUAGAUCAAUCGAAACAGCAGCACGUUCCAAGUCUUUCGCGGCCUGUGGGAAAGGAGUACAUCCAUUUGGAGUUGCAGAGACUGGAAGAAGAACAGCGUCUUCAUGAAGAAGAGUACACAAGGAAGAAGGAGUUGCUUCGAAGGCGUUACAAUUUGAUGCAAGAAAUGGCUUACGAUUCUGAGUCUGCUGAUCCAUACACAAAGAUGGAAGAACGCCAACUACCUCCAUCUAUGUUUCAGCGUUCAAAACAAAAUUUACCGCAGGAACAUCAACUUCAUUAUCCGAAAACCGCAGAGAGACAUGUCAUGCCAGAUCAACCAACCAUAAUUAAUCAUCCGGCACAGUUGCAUCCGAGGAUUUCUCAGCAGCCUUUCGAGAGACGACAUCAACGGAGGAUUCCAGAUGACACAUAUGUCGACUUCGCUGCAGCUGAUGGACGAAUCCAACAGGAUGUUGCAAGACUACCCAUGUAUUCAGCUCAGGGUCAACUUACUCCUAGACACCGCUCAACGCCGCAAUACCGUGCAUUUCGGUCUACGCCUGGAAACGCUCACGAAGAAGUUUAUCUUGAAGGUGACCUUACCAAUAGUCAGGUAGCUGCCCGGAAAGCUGUGUCUCAAGAACUACCUGUCUUCAGUGGUGUUCCGGAAGAAUGGCCGUUAUUUUAUGCAACAUACAACACUACAUCCAGUAUGUGCCGAUUCACGUCUGAAGAAAAUUUGAUUCGACUCCAGAAGUGUCUCCGGGGUAAAGCAUACGAAGCGGUUAAGUGUAUGCUAAUGAGUCCAUCCAACGUAGGCGGUAUCAUCUCAACUUUGAAGAUGUUAUUUGGAGAUCCUGAAAUCAUCGUGAAUAAUCUGAUUUCUAGGAUCCGAACAACCCCUUCUCCUCAUGCUGAUCGUUUGGAAACCAUGGUUGAGUUUGCACUUUCUGUGAAAAACUUGUGCGCUACUAUCGACGCAUGCAAGCUGAACGAGUACACAUAUAACGUUGCAUUGCUUCGCGAAUUAGUAGAAAAACUACCAAUACAAUACCAGGUUGAUUGGGUCAGGUACCGAAGAUCGAUUGCUGAUGUUAGACUUACCACAUUCUGCGACUGGUUGUAUGAUUUUGCAGAAACCAUUUCGCCAAUAGCUUCCUUUGCCAACGCCAAUCCAAAAUUAUCAAAAAACGCGAAAAGGGGGCCAGCUUAUUUGAAUAUGCAUACCGAAAUUGACGAUGACCAGUUAUUAGAAUCUCGGGAGUAUAACGCUCAAUUUUACCAAGUAAGAGAACCUAAAGGGAAGCCAAAGCAACAUUUUCAGUCAACGGUUGAGGUGGAUCGAUUCUGCAAAAUUUGCAAAGGAAACUGCACAUCAUUGGAAAAAUGUAAGCGUUUUUGUGAAUUCAGCUACAAGGGUCGCUGGGCUGCGGUUAAUGAAUUCGGCCUCUGCAAGAGAUGUCUAGGAAGGCAUUUUAGAACAGCAUGCAAAUCCCAAAUAAUAUGUGGUCAAAAUGGAUGCUCUUACAAACAUCAUCCCCUACUUCAUAAAUUUCAAAAUGUAGAUUCCGUAGUUAAAGAAGAUGAUCCUGUUGUAUCUGCUGACUGCAACAUCCAUUACAAGAGGUCGAAUCAUGUUUUAUUCCGCGUGGUUCCCGUUUUCCUGUAUGGACCCUGUAAAACGAUCAAGACCUUCGCUUUCUUAGAUGACGGUUCAUCAGUAACGUUGAUGGAAAGCACAUUAGCUGCAGAAUUAGGUGUGACUGGAAAAACUGAGCCGCUGUGUCUGCGUUGGACGAGCAACAAAACUCUUCAUGAGUUAGAUUCCGAAAACGUUACAUUCGACAUUUCCGGAACCACGUCAGGUCUUAAAAGGUAUCGACUUCCCGAAGUGCAUACCGUUGCCAAUCUAGGUUUAUUCCACCAAUCACUGAACUUGCAAGAUUUGUCCAAACAAUAUAGCCAUCUACGAGGGAUACCGGUGGAAUCGUACCACAACGUCCAACCACGUAUACUGAUCGGGAGCAAUAAUGCGAACCUCGGGUAUGUUUUAAGAGGCCGCGAGGGCAAGAUGCACGAGCCAGUCGCGACUAGGACUCGUUUAGGGUGGAUUGUAUACGGAGGAGGCGAAACGAAUAAUCACAAUUUCUCUGGUUACCACGGUGUGCAUAUGUGCCAGUGCAUAGGCAAUCAAAAUGACAUGCUUCUUCAGGCCAUGCGCGAUUAUUUUUCUAUAGACGGAUUGGGAAUCACAAAGUCAACAACCCUGAUUGAAUCAAACGAUGACCGUAGAGCCCGAGAGAUUUUAAAGAGCUUCAAACGAAGAGAUGAUGGACGUUUUGAAGGCCGAUUGCUUUGGAAGUACGAUAAAUUUAGACUACCAAACAGUAAAACACAUGCACUGCGCCGAUACGAAUGCCUGGAAAUUAGAAUGAAGAAAGACGCCUCACUCGCAAAUGUACUACGUGAGAAAAUUCAAGACUAUGUUUCAAAGGGUUACAUACGGAAGCUCAACGCAGACGAAAUUGAAAGAGAUGAUCAACGAGUGUGGUACCUCCCAAUCUUCCCAGUAGUUAACAUCAACAAACCGAACAAAAUCCGUAUCGUGUGGGACGCAGCAGCUAAGAGUCAUGGAACCGCUUUGAACUCCCUCCUCUUAAAAGGUCCAGACCAAAACACAUCACUUGUCGACGUUCUAAUCAGAUUUCGUCAGCAUCGAAUCGCAGUAUGUGGUGACAUUAGGGAAAUGUUCCACCAGGUAAUGGUGUCUAAAGAAGAUCAACAUUUUCAAAGAUUUCUUUGGAAGGAAAACCCUAGUGAUACCAGUCCCAGCACAUAUGUCAUGCAAGUUCUUACCUUCGGAGCAUGCUGUUCUCCGAGUAUUGCACAAUAUGUCAAGAACGUUAACGCCGGAGAGUUCGCAGGUCAAUAUCCCCUAGCAGCAGCAGCCAUAAUCGAAAACCAUUACGUGGAUGAUAUGCUGGUGAGUGUAGAAAGCGAACAGGAGGCUAUUCGAUUGGCAAAUGAAGUUCGUUUCGUUCAUGAACAAGCCGGGUUCGAAAUGCGGAAUUGGAUUUCCAACUCCACAGAGGUUUUGACCGCUUUGAAUCAACCGAACACUUUAAGCAAGAGUCUAAAUCUUGAUUCUGAGUUGACUACGGAGAAGGUUCUAGGCAUGUGGUGGUGUACUUCCACGGACAGUUUUACUUACCGUUUAUCAAAUAGGCACGACGACGAACUUCUUGCAGGCAACCGCAUUCCCACAAAGAGGGAAGUACUACGAACGCUCAUGUCUGUGUUUGACCCACUAGGAUUCCUAUCAAAUUUGCUAAUUCAUUUGAAGAUCAUUCUACAACAGACCUGGAGAACAUCGAUUGGGUGGGAUGAACAAAUCCCGAAGAACAUCUUUGAUCGUUGGCUGGAAUGGAUAGCGGUUUUACCUAGAGUCAAGGAAAUACGUAUUCCUAGGUGCUUCCGCGCUGAGGUCUCAUCGGGGUUAGAUACAAACGUCCAACUACAUACGUUCGUCGAUGCAAGUGAACUUGGAUAUGCAGCGGUAGUCUACCUACGUUUCAAGCAACACGACAAAACAGAAUGCGUCAUUGUAGCAGCUAAAUCUCGCGUAGCUCCACUUAAGUUUCUAUCGAUCCCGAGAAUGGAGCUUGAAGCUGCACUUAUAGGGGCAAGGCUAGCCAAUUCGAUAUGCAGAGCAUGGAAUUUGAGCAUCAAUCAGCGGUACUUUUGGAGCGACUCCAGGGAUGUGUUGUGUUGGAUAAGGUCAGAUCAUCGCCGCUACUCCAACUACGUCGGACACCGCGUCAGCGAAAUACUGGACUUAACCCUAAUGUCAGAAUGGAGGUGGAUACCAACAGAUGAAAAUGUUGCGGAUGAAGGUACCAAAUAUCAAAGGUCACCAGAGCUGAAAAAUGAUAGCCGCUGGCUGAAUGGCCCAGAAUUUUUGAAGGAAGACGAGCCAACGUGGCCGAUCGAGAGAGUAGUUACCAAGCCAACACAAGAAGAAUUGAAAGCAUCCAUUUACCAUCACAUACAUUUACACCAAGUGAAAGUAGAAUUAUUCGAAGCGAAACGUUUCAGAAGCUGGAACCACCUAAGACGAACAGCAGCAUGGGUUCGGAGAUACCUCAUCAACCGUAACAAUCAGGCACACAAUAAACCCAUCUUUCUUGGUCCUCUCACCGGUCAAGAAAUUCACAAAGCCGAAUUAGUUCUUUUCAAACAAUCACAGCUUGAAAAGUUCUCUGAAGAAAUUACAAUUUUGUCAGAUGGUAACGUUUCCCGAAAACUUAUACCAAAAUCAAGUUCCAUUUAUGAACUUUGGCCGUUUCUAGAUGAACAUAGGGUACUAAGAGCCAGAACGCGAAUCGGAGCAUGCAAAAUGGCUAGCAUGGAUGCCAAGCAUCCCAUAAUCCUUCCGAAAAUAAGUCCUAUUACCAACCUUAUAGUUCACCAUUACCACGUACGUUUUUAUCACCGCAACCAUCGCACCGUAUUGAACGAGCUAAGACAACGUUUUCGUAUAGUACCCCGACUCGCUAGCAUACUCUGGCAGGUACGAACAAACUGUCAAAUUUGUAAAAAUUUACGAGCCGUUCCACAACCGCCUCCGAUGAGCGAUCUCCCGAUAACUAGAUUGGCAGCAUUUUCCAGACCGUUCUCGUUUGUUGGUGUAGAUUACUUCGGUCCUAUUAAUGUCACUGUGAGGCGUAGUUCGGAAAAGCGUUGGGGUGUGCUAAUAACUUGUUUAACAGUACGGGCGAUCCAUAUUGAAAUAGCCUAUUCACUGUCUGCACAAUCCUGUAUUAUGGCUCUGAGGAAUUUUAUGGGGAGGAGAGGAGUUCCCAUUGAAAUAUUUAGUGAUCGUGGUACCAACAUGAUAGGUGCAAGUAAGGAGCUUUUAACAGCUCUUAAUUCAAUGGAUCAGAAUUUAGUCAUCCAGGAAAUAUCGAGCCCGAAUACAACAUGGUCAUUCAUUCCUCCCGCUUCGCCACAUAUGGGUGGAUCAUGGGAGAGAAUGAUCCAAUCUGUGAAAAGGAAUCUUAAUCAGAUAAAGCCACGUCAUCAGCUUUCAGAUGAAGUUCUCAAAAACCUUUUGAUUGAGAUCGAAAAUGUUGUCAACUCCAGACCACUGACUAAUUUGCCAUUAGAGAACGAUAGUUCGCCAGUUUUGACUCCUAAUCACUUUCUUCUGGGAUCAUCAAACGGGUUGAAGCCUGCAACUUCUUUCGACGAUAGCAACCAGGCUCUUAGAAAUACUUGGCAAACAUCUCAAAUCGAGGCGAACGUUUUCUGGAAACGCUGGAUUCGAGAUUAUCUACCGGACCUCACCAAAAGAACGAAAUGGAUAGAUCCGAGCAAAUCGAUCAGAGUGGAUGAUGUGGUCCUUGUCAUUGACCCCAACCUACCACGCAACUGCUGGCCUCUUGGCAGAGUGAUUUCGGCUACUCCUGGUAAAGACGGUGAAGUACGAGAAGCAGUAGUCCAAACUGCAAACGGAAUUUAUGAGCGACCGGCUGUAAAGCUCGCAGUACUUGAUGUUCGACGCGAUGUAGUGGUAAACCAGCAACUGGUUUACGGGGGGGAAUGUCACGGCGCGCCUCCAUCAAAAUAA
This is a messenger RNA of Uranotaenia lowii, 6432 nucleotides long. RefSeq lists its product as uncharacterized. NCBI's taxonomy places the organism in Eukaryota, Metazoa, Arthropoda, Insecta, Diptera, Culicidae. The coding region runs from base 1 to 6432 and encodes 2143 amino acids. The record is from RefSeq and is a predicted model, not a curated record. Gene Ontology annotation, molecular function: nucleic acid binding. Gene Ontology annotation, biological process: DNA integration. The transcript has a single exon.